Messenger RNA from Eruca vesicaria subsp. sativa (arugula), 2493 nucleotides. The record is from the annotation of a GenBank genome assembly. Lineage: Eukaryota; Viridiplantae; Streptophyta; Magnoliopsida; Brassicales; Brassicaceae.
AUGGAAUUUUCAUCUGAGUGCGCUCCCGGCAUUCUAGAGACUCUAUCGGACGAAGCGAUUCAGGAAAUUACAGAAAGCUACGAUGGGGUUUUCAGCGCCAUGGAGUCUCUCAUUGCCGGCGGAACGGUAGACUUGUCAGGCGAGAAGGAGUUGUUAAUGUCUCAUGUUUCAAGUCUCUGCAAGUACGGGCUUGAUUCUCUUGUUCGUGACCACUUUCUUAGAUCACUCGAGCAAGCUUUUGAGAAGAGCGGUGCAUUGAGGUUUUGGGAACAUACGGUAACUAGCAUGUUUUUCUUUUUGGAACACAAGUACGACGGAGACCAAGUGUUAUGCACGAGGGGUUUGGAAGAAAUAUCGCGGUAUCGUAACAAGUGUCUGUCCAUAGUGGUUCAUGCUUUGCAGUCGGUUAAGGAAGAAAGACUGAACUCAGUUGCUCAACUUUCUUCGAGAUUCCAUUCAAUGUUGAUGACUACUCUUCCUCAGCAUUUUCCUGAAACACUCCACUGGUACUUUAAAGAACAGUUAGGGGAAUUAAGCGCAAUCAUAGACGAAAAUGAAUAUAAAAAUAUUGAUGGUAUGGAUUUGGAUGUUUCAAGACAUGACGAGUUGGUGAGGAACAUUGGGAAGGUGGUCCGUGACCUUAGCAGCAUCGGUUUCACUUCUAUGGCUGAAAACGCUUAUGCUUCUGCAAUCUUCUUGCUUCUCAAGGCAAAAGUGCAUGAUCUGGCUGGUGAUGAUUACAGGACUUGUGCUUUGGGAUCAAUAAAAGAAUGGAUUCAGACAGUCCCGCUUCAGUUCCUUAAUGCGCUUGGUGAUUCCAUCAGUUAUGAUGAUACCACAUCAUCUGGCCGUACCUCUCCUCUAGCUUGUUGUCCAUCUCCAAGCUUUUCCAAAGUGGUGACGACUCCUUCCCAAGGAAUUCUUAGGUGGAAAUUAGGGUUUGAAUAUUUUGCGUAUGAGACACUGCAAAAUUUAAGGAUAGCCAAACUAUUUGAGAUCAUUCUUGAUUAUCCUGAGAGUUCCCCUGCUAUUAAAGACUUGAAGCAGUGUCUGGAAUUCACUAGACAGCACUCUAAACUAGUCGAAUCUUUUAUUUCGUCGCUGAAAUAUCGUUUGCUUACUGCUGGUGCGUCAACAUAUGACAUAUUGCAUCAGUAUGUGGCGACCAUUAAAGGCCUUAGAGAAAUAGACCCAGCUGGCGUGUUUCUUGAAGCAGUGGGUGAACCAAUCAGAGAAUAUUUACGUGGACGGAAUGACACCAUUAAAUGUAUUGUCACUAUGCUUACGGAUGGAGGUAAUGCAAAUGGUUCCUGUAACCCUUACGAUAGUCUUCUUGAUGAGUUAAUGAGGGAUGAAGAAAGUCAAGAAGAGAAUGUUGGUUUUGAAUCCGAUGAUUUUCACACUGAUGACAAGCAAGCCUGGAUCAAUGCAUCUCGAUGGGAACCGGACCCUGUCGAGGCCGACCCUCUAAAAGGUAGUCUUAGUCAGAGGAGGAAGGUAAACAUACUUGAAAUGCUUGUUGAUAUAAUUGGAUCCAAAGAGAAACUAGUAAACGAAUAUUGUGUCAUGCUUGCUGAGAAGCUUCUCAACAAGACUGAUUAUGACAUCGACACUGAGAUACGCACUGUCGAGCUUCUUAAGAUACAUUUUGGAGAAGCCAGUAUGCAAAGAUGUGAGAUAAUGCUGAACGACCUGAUUGAUUCUAAGAGAGUGACCACUAACAUUAAAAGGGCAUCUCAAACAGGCGCUGAGUUGGGAGAUAGUGAGCUGUCAGUUGAUAUUCUUACCUCAACGAUACUUUCAACAAACUUCUGGCCACCAAUUCAAGAAGAGUCUCUGGAGUUACCUGCACCUAUUGACAAGCUGCUAUCUGAUUAUGCCAAUCGAUAUCAUGAAACAAAGACUCCUCGUAAGCUACUUUGGAAGAAAAAUCUUGGCACUGUCAAGUUGGAGUUGCAAUUCGAAGACAGAGCUAUGCAGUUCACAGUUUCCCCCACACAUGCAGUCAUUAUCAUGCAAUUUCAAGAAAAGAAAAGCUGGACCUCUGUAGAUCUUGCUGCAGCCAUUGGAAUACCCAUUGACGUGUUAGACCGAAGAGUAAACUUGUGGAUAAGCAAGGGAGUUUUGACAGAUUCAUCGGGAACAGAGCCAAGGGCCAAUGUGUAUACGCUUGUUGAAUCCAUAACUGAUACGGGAAAGAAGGAAAGCGAGGAGGAGACUUUGGCAGGUGAUGAAGAGAGUGGAAGAUGGAUAGCCGCUGUGGAAGACCAGCUACGCAAAGAAAUGACAAUAUGCUACGAGAACUUCAUUAUGGGAAUGCUCACAAACUCUGGUAGCGUUGCACUAGAACAAAUCCAUAACUAUCUCAAGAUAUUCUGUGUAGCUUACGACAAGUCACUGCAACAGCUUCAGAGCUUUCUUUCUGGGUUAGUCGGUGAAGAGAAGCUAGAGUUUAGAGAUGGAAUGUAUUUGCUAAAAAAGAAAAUUGGUUAG